AUGGGAUCCGCUGGCCUUCCUCUACAGAACAGAGGUAUCUUUCGCAAUUUGCCAACAUUCGACCCUUCAAUCACGGGCAAGACUGCCAUUGUCACAGGGGCCAAUGGCAUCAGCGGCUUCCAUACUUUGAGGGCUCUGCUUGAAAGCUCUCAGCGAUGGACCAAAGUAUGGGCCGCCUCACGGAGGCCGCCUCCGCCCGAAAUGAUGGACCUGCUGCCGCAAAGUGCCCGAUCUCGAGUUGAGCACGUAGCAUGCGAUUUUCUCUCCGAGCCGGAGGACAUAGCCCAGCAACUACGAGAGAAAGGCGUAACUGCGGAUGCGAUCUUCUACUACUCGUAUGCCCAACCGAAGCCGAAGGAAGGGGCUCCGGUGUGGAGCAAUGCAGAAGAGCUCACAGAGAUGAAUUGUGCAAUGUUGCGCAACUUCCUCGCCUCGCUUGACAUCGCUGGUGUGAAACCUUCGCGAUUCCUGCUUCAGACUGGUGCGAAGAACUACAACGUCCACCAAGGGCCGUCCCGAACGCCCUAUGUUGAGUCCGAUCCACGGAGCAACAUCGAGCCCAACUUCUACUAUCCACAGGAGGACCUGCUCUUCGACUAUUGUAAAUCACAUCCGGAAACUUCGUGGAAUAUCAUCUGUCCCGCGUGGAUCAUUGGAGCUACGACCAACGCUGCCAUGAACGCCCUGCAUCCUAUUGCGAUUUAUGCGGCUGUCCAGGCCCACAAAGGUCAGAGAAUGGGAUAUCCAGGAGCAUAUCAGAAUUGGCUUGUCACUUGUGAGCACAGCACGGCGUAUCUGACAGGGUUUCUCUCUGAGUGGGCGGUCCUCGAGCAGAAAUGCGCGAAUCAGAAAUUCAAUGCUUCUGAUACUUGUCCUCUCCCAAACAAUCGCCUUUGGCCAGAGGUCGCUCGCUGGUACGGCACAACAGCGCCCUCGCAGCCGGAACUGGACGACUCCAAGAUUACCACAGUCACCCUGCCAUCAGGCCCGAGUCCAUUAGGAUACGGACCACCCGUCAAGCCGCGAUUCUGCUUCACGCUCCAAGGAUGGGCCGCUGAAGCAGAGAACAAGCAAGCAUGGGCAGAGAUCAUGCAGAAGCAUAAUCUAUCCCACAAUCCUUUCGACGAUGUUACCGCCAACUUCGAAUGUGGAGACUUCGUCGUGGGCGCUCUGGUCAGUGCUUUGAGCAUGAAUAAGGCGAGGUACUUCGGCUGGACUGGUCACGUUGAUACACUCGAGAGUCUGUUCAUGGCGUACAGCGAGAUGAACAAGCUUGGGAUGCUGCCACCGACGGUUGUCGAUAAAGCCAAUCCGCUGAUCUGA
Messenger RNA from Zymoseptoria tritici IPO323, 1323 nucleotides. RefSeq lists its product as uncharacterized. The coding region runs from base 1 to 1323 and encodes 440 amino acids. NCBI's taxonomy places the organism in Eukaryota, Fungi, Ascomycota, Dothideomycetes, Mycosphaerellales, Mycosphaerellaceae. The transcript is spliced from 3 exons. The record is from RefSeq and is a predicted model, not a curated record.